AUGGGAUCUCCGCCGCUGGGCUUGCCCGCCAGCGCGACCGUCCUGGCGCUGCUGUUCCUGCUGGGCUGCGCGGGCGUUGCAACCGCCGACUGCAGCGUCCCCCUGAAACAGCUGUCGGAGCGUCCGCCGCUGCUGCUGCGCCCUGGCGGGCCUCUCAACGUAUCCGGCUUCGCGGCGCCAGACGCGGAUCACGUGGUGCGCCUGUCGACCAAUGCCUCGCUUCUGCUGGCCUGCCCCGGCCCCGGCAACCAGCUCCUCUUCGCCAAGCGCACCUCGGGAUACCGACAGGUGAACGUGACGUGCGCAAGGGAUAGCGUGGUGACGGUGCGCGGUGAGGAGGUCGACUUGCGCACGGUGCAGUGCUUACGCCACGCCGAGCGCACGGCCGAGAAGGACGGCAAGCGGCGCUGCGGCGCGGGCGCACGAGGAGUACGCAUGCGCAUCGGCUUCCGCCUCCUCACGGGCUUCCUGGAGCUCGUGGCUGCCUGCUUCGACGACCAGCUGCUCUCGCCCAUCUACUCCAACUACACGCUUGGUCGAAUGCGUCGGCAAGCAUGCAGGAGCGACGGGAGACGCGAGCCGCUGCCGCCAGCACGAAGUGCUGCGACGCUUACCGUCGGCCACGGCUCGGAGAAACAGAUCGGGCGUGCGGUGCGCGAGAGUACCAGCGCAUCGUCGCCCCAGCUCUCAACGGGUCCUGAACCGGCUGAGCACACGCUGACCGCUAGCUAA
Gryllus bimaculatus (two-spotted cricket) is the source of this 732-nucleotide messenger RNA. Lineage: Eukaryota; Metazoa; Arthropoda; Insecta; Orthoptera; Gryllidae. The record is from the annotation of a GenBank genome assembly.